This is a messenger RNA of Lycium ferocissimum, 1149 nucleotides long. RefSeq names its product asparagine synthetase [glutamine-hydrolyzing] 2-like. Lineage: Eukaryota; Viridiplantae; Streptophyta; Magnoliopsida; Solanales; Solanaceae. The transcript is spliced from 8 exons. Gene Ontology annotation, cellular component: cytosol. The record is from RefSeq and is a predicted model, not a curated record. The coding region runs from base 109 to 1149 and encodes 346 amino acids. Gene Ontology annotation, molecular function: asparagine synthase (glutamine-hydrolyzing) activity.
CUCUGAUUAAUUUAAACUCAACAUAUAUAUAUUAAACAACCUCUUUCCUAUCAUUUCGUUGGAACCAGUAACUGCUAUCACUUUUUUUCAUUUCAAAAGAGGGAAAAAAUGUGUGGAAUACUUGCUGUUUUUGGUUGCAUUGAUAAUUCUCAAGCUAAACGUUCAAGAAUCAUCGAACUUUCUAGAAGGUUGCGCCACAGAGGACCUGAUUGGAGUGGAUUGCAUACCCAUGAUGACUGUUAUCUUGCUCAUCAACGGUUGGCAAUAGUGGACCCAACUUCUGGAGAUCAGCCACUGUAUAAUGAGGACAAGACCAUUAUUGUUGCGGUUAACGGGGAGAUCUAUAACCAUAUGGAAUUACGGGAAAAACUGAAGUCCCAUCAAUUUCGAACUGGCAGUGACUGUGAAGUUAUUGCCCAUCUUUACGAAGAAUAUGGAGAAAACUUCAUCGACAUGUUGGAUGGGAUGUUCUCUUUUGUUCUUCUUGACACCCGCGAUAAAAGUUACAUCGCUGCUCGGGAUGCCAUUGGCAUUACUCCCCUUUAUAUGGGGUGGGGUCUUGAUGGGUCCGUAUGGUUUUCCUCGGAGAUGAAAGCCUUAAGUGAUGAUUGUGAGCGAUUUGUUAGCUUCCUUCCCGGUCAUAUUUAUUCAAGCAAAAACGGAGGACUUAGAAGAUGGUACAACCCACCAUGGUUUUCGGAAACCAUUCCUUCUACUCCAUAUGAUCACCUUGUCUUACGGAAGGCUUUUGAGAAGGAUGAGAUGUUGGUCAGCAAAGCUUUUGUCAUAUGCUGGAAGGAUCCAACUAAUAAAAUCUGUGGUCUUUGGGGUACAACUGGCUGUUACACAAGAACUUUGGAGCAGAAUAUUGAGAUGGUUGGGGAUUAUAGACCUAUUGAAUGCUGGCAGGAAGAGCUACAAUGGGCUUGUAGGUGGGCAAAAAAGAAGACUGGUAAAGGGGCAAUAAUCAGCUGUGUGUUUGCAAUGGUGGUAUCUAUUAUAUGGAGGGAGAUGAACAACAUGAGAUUCAAAAAUGGGCAGUUCCAGAGUGAAAGAUUAUGCAGAGAAAUAGCAAUUUACAUUCACAUCAUAGGUAGACACCUGCGGAAGUGGAAGAACACACUAGAUACACUCAAUCAUAUGCCUUGA